Molecule: messenger RNA, 3142 nt
Organism: Hemicordylus capensis (graceful crag lizard)
Lineage: Eukaryota; Metazoa; Chordata; Lepidosauria; Squamata; Cordylidae
Gene: ARL8B
Product: ADP ribosylation factor like GTPase 8B
Exons: 7
Coding region: 155-715 (186 amino acids)
Biological process (GO): protein transport; anterograde axonal transport
Cellular component (GO): lysosomal membrane
Molecular function (GO): GTP binding; GTPase activity
Source: RefSeq, a predicted model, not a curated record
CUCCGGCGAGCCAGCCGAGCCGUCAUAUGACCACGACGCGUGUGGAGCGAGAGGCAGCAGCUGGAGCCGCCGUUGCGCGAAAAGGAGCGACAGAGAGGCGAGGCGAAGAGACGCGCCCGGGCUGUGGGUCGACGCCGCCGCCGCCCUCCCCAUCAUGCUGGCGCUGCUGUCCCGGCUGCUGGACUGGUUCCGGUCGCUGUUCUGGAAGGAGGAGAUGGAGCUGACCCUGGUGGGGCUCCAGUAUUCGGGCAAGACCACCUUCGUCAACGUCAUCGCGUCAGGUCAGUUCAGUGAAGACAUGAUUCCUACAGUGGGCUUCAAUAUGCGGAAAGUUACCAAGGGCAAUGUCACAAUAAAGAUCUGGGAUAUAGGAGGGCAGCCGCGAUUCCGAAGUAUGUGGGAGCGGUAUUGCAGAGGAGUUAAUGCUAUUGUCUAUAUGGUAGAUGCUGCAGAUCGUGAAAAAAUAGGAGGUUCUAGAAAUGAGCUGCAUAAUCUACUAGACAAACCACAGCUACAAGGAAUCCCCGUUCUAGUACUUGGAAACAAAAGAGACCUUCCUAAUGCUUUGGAUGAGAAGCAACUUAUUGAAAAAAUGAACCUGGUUACUAUUCAAGACAGAGAAAUUUGCUGCUACUCCAUUUCCUGCAAAGAAAAGGACAAUAUAGAUAUCACACUUCAGUGGCUUAUUCAGCAUUCAAAAUCUAGAAGGAGCUGAAAUCUCGCCAAUGAUCUCCCGGUUGGCCAUAAUCUCAAUUGUCUACUCCCUCCAUGAUGAAAUCUUAUCCAAGAUAGUCAUCUUGUAUCCAAGAUAGUCAUCUUGUAUCCAAGGAAUUGCCUUUCCCCCCACAGUCAUGCCUCAUGUGCACUGCUGAAGAUCUGUAUUUCUACUUCUGUCAUAAAGAAUUGGCUAGAGUUGUCUUGAGUCGUGCAAAUGUUUUUAUUAAGUUCAUCUAAACAGUGGCAGUGGGUGCUUUUUUUCUUCCCCCAGAAAGCUGCUAUUAAAUCAAAGUGUGUUUCUGCUCUGGUCUUCCUGGGACAGGUUUUUUAUAUUUUGUUUUUCAGCAAACUUAUUUAAUUAUUUUACUUAGUGGCUCAUUGAAGAUGCUGACACGGGGCAGCAUGAGGAUUCUAGCACCACUUCUUGUGUUUAUAAAGCUUUUCAGACACUGUUUCAAUGGGAUACUAGCUUUUCUCUUGGAUGCAUGUGAUUUGUAUUGUAAAAUGGUUUGCAAUGGAGAGUGCCAGGCACUAGAUAUUAAACCACUAAUUACCUUAAGCUCUCAAGUUUUAUUAUUCAUCCCAGUGAAUUAGCAAUGUUAAAUUAUCAAACUUUUUUUGUAUCUGUUCAGGUCAUUGUAAUAACUUUAUAUGAGCUAAAAUCCUUAUGGGAAAUGGGAAAUAGGAUACUUCAAAUUAAAGUGUCAGAACACAUAAGCAGGUGAAACAAACUUAACUUUGGACUUGAGUAACAAUUGCACCUUGUUCCUUGAAAUGCUUUGCGGAAUAUGUACAACUGCAUGACACUCUGUCGCACUGACUCCCAGCACAAAAUAAUUCUGUAUCACUGUCUGACUUGUCCUUUCUGAUCAUGAAAUAUCUGUGCACAGUUGCACUUGGUGCUAGGAAACACCUAGGCUAUUGUGACAACUCUAGGUUUGCCUGCUUUCUCAGUGUGCAAUCAUGUGUAAAGCUCACAGGCUGUGAAAUGUUAAAUGGUGCCCUGAAGCACACAGAGAAUCAUUGAACUGAUCCUGUUUCUGUUAGCUUCUACAGUAGGGUCUCAACCCUGGGUCCCCACAUGCUGUUGGACUACAACUCCCAUCAUCCCCAGCCACAAAGGCCAUGGCUGGGGAUGAUGGGAGUCACAAUCCAACAACAUGUGGGGACCCAAGUUUAAUAGACCCUGCUGUUCCACAGCAUAGAGGUGUAUUAACUGAAAACUACAACACUUCUUUUGUAGCUUUACGUUUUUGGUGAUGUCAAUAUUUAAAGGGACAGACUUGUUAAGGCUGGUUUUGUUCAUACAGUAAUGUUAAUGUAGCCCACUGUAUGCCUAUAAAUAUAUGGUACACCUGCUUGUGUUGCUCCCCACUGUGUGUUGGUUUUCUUUUAAGCAGGACCUGCAAUGUACUUUAGAUGCUAUGCUUGUGGCCCUUGUUUUUGAAAAUGAAAGUAUGCUCAUACUUUCUGUGCCUGCUCCAUUACAAAGGAGGCUCUUGGAGAAGAAGAGCAUCAUACUGGACCAAGCACUACUUAACAGCUACAGUAUGAUUUUCCUUUGCUGCCUUCCAUGUAUGACAGCAUCUCUACAAUCCUGUACAAGCAUUUGUAUUGCUCUUAAGGGCAUCCUGUAUUGUCUUUCAGAGCAGAGCUGUCCAACUUCGGUGCUCCAGCUGUGUUUGAACACAACUCCCAUUGUCCCCAGCCACAGUUGGCAAUAGUCAGGGUGCUGGGAGUUGUAGUUCAACAGCUGCAAGGCCAAAGUUAGAGUAACAUAUGGAAUGUGUUUUGUACAAGCCUGCUACCAUUUCAUCAGAUGGUGAGGGGGAUAAGGAAACAGGAUCAUGCAGUGACCACAAACCUAGCCUAGUUGGUUGUGUGAUCGCACUUGGCCAGUUUUGAUUUUUAUACUGCCCUGCCAUGGCCUUACUGUUCCCACACAAACUACUGUAUUGUUGCACAGACACAAGUCUUGCUUCCAUUUGCAAGUUGAGUUUGCAUAUUUAAUUUCAUGCUUCAAUAAAUCCUGUAUUCUUGUUGGUGCUGUGAGAAGAGCCAAUACCUUGCUACUGCAGUUAUCAGUUCAUCAUGGACUGCUACACUUAACUAGAGCAAUUCUGCUUUGCCUAAAAUGAAGAAGCUGAACUAGAAUGUGUCAACCUUUUUGUGUGGGAACCAAUUAUUGUCUAGGUAACUACCCUAUUGUUGAACUUAAUGUAUCUGGUUACUUUGUGUAUACUUCACUGCUUUCAGCCUUUUGACAUCCAGAAACCACUACCAACCUUUUAACCUGUGCAUUAAUCUCCGCAUGUGAAAAACAUUUACCAAACUUUGUAAAUAAGUGAUUUUUUUUAUUUAGGUGGAUUGCAUUUUGUUUUACUGCUCUUUAGCUUUAUCCAAUAAACUUAAAUUUUCAGGGUCA